Molecule: messenger RNA, 1568 nt
Organism: Brachypodium distachyon (stiff brome)
Lineage: Eukaryota; Viridiplantae; Streptophyta; Magnoliopsida; Poales; Poaceae
Product: nuclear transcription factor Y subunit A-7
Exons: 7
Coding region: 502-1137 (211 amino acids)
Biological process (GO): regulation of transcription by RNA polymerase II
Cellular component (GO): CCAAT-binding factor complex
Molecular function (GO): DNA-binding transcription factor activity, RNA polymerase II-specific; RNA polymerase II cis-regulatory region sequence-specific DNA binding
Source: RefSeq, a predicted model, not a curated record
UAUCUCCGGCGGCCGUGGUAGUCUUCUCAGUCUGAAUAUAGGGCCCCGAACGCACUCGUCUCCUCUAUCGUCAGGAAUCCCCACCCGGGCAUCCAGUCGCUCGAUUCCCCACCGACGCCUGGCAUCAACCCUAGCCCGCCGGCCUCCGCCGCCGUGCUGCUCUCCUCCCCGGCGGCGGCAGCGGCGGGUUUCUAGUUCGACGUUAUCCCGCCUCCGCCUCCGCCUCCCCUUCUCCAUCGGCCACAGCGACGCCAAGGACAAGGCAAACUGUGGGCGGAUGGAGUGACGGCUACCGAACGGGCUGCACGCCUCCUGUUGCGCUGUCCUGCCUCCCCUUCUCCGUCGGUGACAGCAACACGCUACAAGGACAGCACUUGCAGUCGCUUUCAUAAUAUAUAUAUUGUCGUUCUUCCCACAACAGCAUGGAAUGAUGAUCUUAAUUGGUGUGUCUUUGGUUCAAGCUUGAUACUGGUUGCGCUCCGCCUUGGAAAAAAACAUACCAUGACUUCCGUCGCUGAUGGCAUUUCAGGUGAUCACAGAGCUGAUGAGCAACAGCAACAGCAGACGCAAGCUGGUCAUGAGGACCAGCAAGAGGCCCCAGCUACCAGUAUAGGUAGUCAGACAAUGGUGGUAGCACCUUCGACAGAUUAUGUUAUGCCAUACGCCCACCAGGAAGUUUGCCAUGCAAUGGGACAAAUUGCUUACCCAAGUAUUGAUCCAUACUUUUAUGGGGCUUACGGUGGACAACCUAUGAUGCACCCACCAUUGGUCGGAAUGCAUCCAGCUGGAUUACCGUUGCCCACUGAUGCAAUUGAAGAGCCUGUGUAUGUGAAUGCCAAACAAUAUAAUGCCAUAUUAAGGCGGCGGCAGUCUCGGGCUAAAGCAGAGUCAGAAAGAAAGCUUAUUAAGGGCCGUAAGCCAUAUCUCCAUGAGUCACGACAUCAACAUGCAUUGAAAAGAGCCAGGGGAGCCGGAGGUCGGUUUCUUAAUGCAAAGUCAGAUGACAAUGAAGAGCAUUCUGAUUCCAGUUCCAAAGAUAAACAGAACGGAGUUGCGCCCCGCAGCAGUGGCCAACCAUCUACCGCUCCAUCUUCCAAAGGUGCAUCUCCAGCGAACCAGACGGGCAAUCGUGAGUGAGAUGUUAGAAAUCCGCCAGACGCGAGACAUGCCAACAGUUUUGUACAGUAUAUGCUAGCGAGCAAGAAAGGAUCGCGUCGGCGGAUGAUGUAGGAUAUGUGCCCGCUAUAGUGGAUAGGUGUGUCAACAGGUUUUGCAGCAUUGGUUCGGUUUACUCGGUUUGCUUUACAAUAUUUGUACAAUGAGUAGUUCUGUGUUCUUGUUUUUCUGCGGAUUAGCCGCGGUGAUUCAGAAAGCUUUGUAGCGUUAAAGAGUAUAAUUAGUACAUUGUUUCUUUUUGGAGUUGAUUUGGUAUCUUUCUGUCUUGCAUCCUCGCUUGCGGUGGGGAGAAUAACAAUUUGCUACCAUGUGUAUGUUGAUGACAGUAGAAACAUUAAUGUAGGAAAAAUUAAUGAUACAACUUUACCUGCAGCUUCUUUGCUGUUCAUGCA